This is a messenger RNA of Thunnus maccoyii (southern bluefin tuna), 4693 nucleotides long. RefSeq names its product formin-like protein 1. Gene Ontology annotation, molecular function: small GTPase binding; actin filament binding. The transcript is spliced from 26 exons. The record is from RefSeq and is a predicted model, not a curated record. Gene Ontology annotation, biological process: cell migration; cortical actin cytoskeleton organization; regulation of cell shape. Bases 716 to 3976 code for a protein of 1086 amino acids. Lineage: Eukaryota; Metazoa; Chordata; Actinopteri; Scombriformes; Scombridae. Gene Ontology annotation, cellular component: cytosol.
CGUCUGUCUCUCUGUGUCCCUGUCUCAGUUAAACAGAGUAGCUGCCUGCUGGAUCUCUGCCUUCCUUCUCUUCUCCUCUUUUUUUUCCUCUGGAUAUAAACAUCAAAGGCCCAGAGACUCCCAGCAUCCAACGGCAGAUGGAGGGCUUCCAUAGAUUACCUGCAAGCCCAACUAAGUCUCUUUACCUGCGAGCACUGCAGCUUUUGGAGUAGUUUCCUCCUCACCUGUGUAGAGGGGAACUACAGAACUGACACUUCUUUUCUUUUUCUUAUUGCAGCCUGGACCUGUGCCGUAGCUACAGCCACUGCUCUCUCUCUCUCUCUCCUCCCCUUUUCUCUUUCACUCGCUCAGCUGUCACUCUGUCUGUCACUCUCAGGAUAUCCCCUUCCCUCUUUCUAGGGUUUCAUAAUGCAUCGGGAUCUGUGCGAGGUCUGACUCUCAUUCAGAGGCAGGGGUGGAUUUCAUCCUGCUGUUUUCUCCUCGUUUGAGAAUAUGGACGAGUAAUGAAUGCUGCUUCAGCAUGGUUCAACAGACGGGGGUCAUGGAAAUAAAUAGAGGUCACAGGCCAGUGCAACACACAGCCUUGAACAUAAGUUUGAAUAACUAGAUCCAGCCUGUUUUUUUUUUAUUGUCAACCCUCUAGUACUGUCUUUUGCUGUAGCAGAAGGGUUUUUGUGUAUGUGUGUGUCUUUCGGAUCUAAUUGGAUAUACAAUCAUGGGAAACGCAGCAGGGAGCAUAGACGUACCACAGGGGAAGGAGGGCAAGACGGUGUCGGCCCCUCCGGGCCCCGCAGCCUGUCAGAAACAAUCCACCGGACUGAAACUUCCCAUGCCACCUGAAGAAGAGCUGGAGGAGCGCUUCAGUGCGGUGCUGAACACGAUGAAUCUUCCUCCCGACAAGGUGAAGAUCCUCAGUCAGUACGACAACGAGAAGAAGUGGGACCUGAUCUGUGACCAGGAGCGGUUCCAAGUGAAGAAUCCUCCAUCUGCUUAUUUGGAGAAACUGAAAAGUCACCUCGACCACGGAGGUGUCAGUCGAAAGUUUAAGAGACGCGUCCAGGAAUCCACGCAGGUCCUGAGAGAGCUGGAGAUCUCCCUGAGGACCAAUCAUAUCGGCUGGGCUCAGGAGUUCCUCAACGAGGAGAAUCAAGGCUUAGAUGUUCUUGUGGAUUAUCUGUCCUUUGCCCACAGUGCUGUCAUGUAUGAUGCCGACAGUCUGGACAACGGCACGCUGCCCGCAGACAAAAGCAGAACUAUGGACAUGUCAGUGGAAGAUCUGAGCAGAAGUGCCAGUAACUCACCAACUCACGGUGUCUCGAAGGCCAGUAAGGCCUUCACGGUCAGGAAGGCCCUGAGACACUCACGUGCCGUGAGCCAGAAAGACGACGUUCAUCUCGGCAUCAUGUGUUUACGUGCCAUCAUGAACUACCAGUCUGGGUUCAACCUGGUGAUGAAGCAUCCCUGCUGUGUCAACGAGAUCACGCUCAGCCUCAACAACAGAAACCCGAGGACCAAGGCUCUGGUGCUGGAGCUUCUGGCUGCUGUGUGUUUGGUGAGAGGAGGCCAUGACAUCAUCCUGUCUGCGUUUGACAACUUCAAAGAGGUUUGUGGAGAGAAAAGUCGAUUUGAGAAGCUCAUGGAGUAUUUCCGCAAUGAAGACAGCAACAUCGACUUCAUGGUGGCCUGUAUGCAGUUCAUCAACAUCGUGGUCCACUCGGUGGAAAACAUGAACUUCAGAGUCCACCUCCAGUACGAGUUCACCCGUCACGGGCUGGACGACUACCUCGAGCAGCUGAAGUUCACAGAGAGCGACAGGCUGCUGGUGCAGAUUCAAGCCUAUCUUGACAACGUGUUUGAUGUCGGAGCUCUGCUGGAGGAUGCAGAGACCAAGAACGCUCUGCUGGAGCACAUGGAGGAGCUGCAGGAACACAACACACAGCUGAACACCAGGCUUCAGGAGAGUGAGAAGGAAGCAGUGGAGAAAGUGUCAGAGUUGGAAAAGAAGCUGAUUCAGACCACGAAAGAAGUGGAGCUGCUAAAGGAGAGUCUACGUGAAUCUUGCUCCCAGGUGACCCUGCUGCAGCAGCGGGAACGAGAGAGCGAGCUUGAACGAGAGAGGGAGAGAGAAAGAGAGAGAGACAAGGACAGAGCCACCCAGGCCCUGAAGGAGCUCGAGGUCAAAGUUCAGGCUCUGGUGGAGCAGGGUCUGGUCCGGAUGGAGCGCUCCCCCUCUGGACAGCUGGACGUCCAGGUGGUCCCUGUCGUCCAGCAGGAGAUACAGAAAGCUAAAGAAGAAGAAAGUACAAGUAAAGACUGUGAGGCCUCAGAGUCCCUCCCUCACCUUUCUGAGGGUCCUGCGCAGUUGGUACAAGCACCUCCUCCCCCACCUCCUCCUCCUCCUCCUCCUCCUCCACCUCCACCUCCAAGCACAACCGGAGCUCCUCCUCCUCCUCCUCCUCCUCCUCCACCACCACCACCAGCGGCCCCUCCACCACCCCUGCUUCCUCCUGGAGGUGGGACAUCCACGCCUUUGGGGAGUGUGUCUGACGGGAGCUCGGGUUGUAAAAAAAAGAAGCCUAUUCAGACCAAGUACCGGAUGCCGCUGCUCAACUGGCAGGCUCUCAAAUCCAACCAGGUGGCAGGAACCGUCUUCAACGAGCUAGACGACGAACACGUGUUGGAGGAACUAAACAUGGCUGCAUUUGAGGAGAAGUUCAAGACGAAGGCUCAGUCCCCCCCUGUAGAAAUAGGUACCCUCAAGAUGAAACUGGCCCACAAGAUCCCCAGUAAAGUAUCCCUAAUGGAGCCCAACAGGGCCAAAAACCUGGCUAUCACCCUGCGCAAAGAAGGAAUGGCUGCAUCUGAUAUUUGCCGCACCAUUGAGACGUACGACCAGAAAGCUCUGAGCCUGGACUUCCUCGAGCUCCUGGAGCGUUUCAUCCCCACAGAGUAUGAAAUGAAGCUCAUCCACAACUAUGAAUGUGAGGGCAGGCCCCUGGACGAGCUCAGCGAGGAGGACCGCUUCAUGGUGCGCUUCAGCAAGAUCCCGCGGCUUUCCCAGCGUAUCAGCACUCUCACCUUCAUGGGCAAUUUCCCCGACAGUGUCCAGCUAAUACAGCCUCAACUCGAUGCAAUCAUCGCCGCCUCAAUGUCAAUCAAAUCCUCCAGCAAGCUGAAGAAAAUCCUUGAGAUCAUCUUAGCGUUUGGAAACUACAUGAACAGCAGCAAGCGAGGGGCGGCGUACGGCUUCCGCCUGCAGAGUUUAGAUUUGCUGUUAGACACUAAAUCUACAGACCGCAAGCAGACGUUGCUCCACUUCAUCGUCAACAUCAUCCAGGAGAAAUACCCAGAAGUCCAGAGCUUCCACACAGAACUUCACUUCCUGGAUAAGGCGGCGCUCGUUUCGCUUGACAGCAUUCUGCAGGAUGUGCGAGGUCUGGAGAGAGGCAUGGAGCUGACCAGGAGGGAGUUCUCUGUAGAAAAAGAUAAUCCUGUUCUGCAGACUUUUCUCACCAACAACGCAGAGCUGCUCAACUCUCUUAUAGCUGACGGAAAAACUGCACAGGACGUGUACGACUCAGCUGUGGAGUACUUUGGCGAGAACCCUAAAAUCACUCCACCCUCCGUGUUCUUCCCCGUUUUUGUCAGAUUCAUCAAAGCGUACAAGCAAGCUGAGCAGGAGAACAGGCAGAGGAGGACACACCUGCUGAGAUGUGAAGCUCCAUCGACUCCAAACAAGCCUGAUCUCAUGGGGAACAAGGCUCCCGUGACGUCCAAAGUGCAACAGGUGGACCUGAUAGCGGAGCUGAAGAAGAGGCAGGUGUCUCCUCUGGUGAGAGAGGGGAAGGACGGGGCGAUCGAGGACAUCAUCACAGACUUGAGGAAUCAGCCCUACAGACGGGCAGACAGCGGCCGGCGCAGCGCCAAGUGGAAACCAGGACAACAGCUCCACGUCUCCUCAGACAUCUCCCUGUGAAAAACACUACAGCUACAAAAGCACAAGAGAUCAGAUUUAUAACUCACUGUGGUCACAAUCUUAUCCUCCACUGCAUGUUUAAGGCUGCAGAGGUGAUGUUGCAUGUUUCCCAGAGAGAGAAAUCAACAGCACAAACACGUCCUGUUCACAUCAUCUGUCACACUUAACAUCAUUUCAUAGAUUACACUAUAUUUACACAACACACACACACACUAUUUUAUAACACUAAGACCUUUCUGAAUAGAAAACCUGGAUGAUUUCAGAGAUGUUCUGUGAUUUGAAUAAGAAAAAUGUUAAAGAGAGUGAAUAUUAGCUGUACUUGAUGCUAAUGACACUGGAUGUCAUGAGCUAAUUAAAACGAUUACAUGGAAGAGUGAGCCAUUCAGCUAAUAUGAGACAAGAGCUCUUCAUUUAAUGUUGCUCAGACAUCAGGGUCUCUGCUAAAAGUGACUCUUCAAAGGCAUUAAAAGAAACUCUGACAGACAGAACACAUAAAUCAUUUUGAUAGUUCUCUUAAAAAAAGCUGCAGACAUGAUUUUUUAAUUGGUUAUCGUUUAAAUAAUUGCCUCUGUCUUUCUUUCUGUCUUUUAGUAGGUCUCAACAAUUACAUUCAAGAUUUGUAAUAUAUUUAAAUUAUUUUUAAUACUGAAGUGUACGAAUGAGUAACUUCUACUUUGCUUCUGCAUUUCAACAAAUAAAGCAUUUUAUACCAUUCUU